This is a messenger RNA of Amblyraja radiata (thorny skate), 550 nucleotides long. RefSeq names its product probable voltage-dependent R-type calcium channel subunit alpha-1E. Bases 161 to 550 code for a protein of 129 amino acids. The transcript has 3 exons. NCBI's taxonomy places the organism in Eukaryota, Metazoa, Chordata, Chondrichthyes, Rajiformes, Rajidae. The record is from RefSeq and is a predicted model, not a curated record.
CACGAGCACAGAGCGAUUCGCGCGAUACAUACAUCUAACGGAGUUGUAUGUGUAAGUAGCUAGCAAUCGGGAGUAAGAGGGACUGAGUGUGAAUCUUACAGUGAUCGGUGGAAGUGCGGUUCUAACCGAGAUGUCUGCGAUUGUGUGAAUCGAAGAGAGGAUGGCUCGUUUUGGGGAAGGAGUGGGCAGCCUAUCUGUCGAUGCCGGCUCGGAGCAGGGAAGGAGCAGGCACCAGGUGCCAGUGACGGGGGAGACGGCGGCGGCGGCGGCAGCGGCUGCAGCAGCGGGUGCAGCUGCAGCGGUGGCGGCAGCAGCAGCAGCGCAGGGCCCGGCCGGAUUCAAACAGACCCGAGCACAGCGAGCACGCACCAUGGCUCUCUACAACCCCAUCCCCGUGCGGCACAACUGCCUGACGGCCAACCGCUCGCUCUUCCUGUUCGGAGAGGACAACAUCAUCAGGAAGUCGGCCAGAAGGGUCAUUGAGUGGCCAUAUCCUUCCACUAGUGAUGGUUUUAGCUGUCUCUAUUCCGUUCACCUCCCUCUGCGGUAA